Pelmatolapia mariae (spotted tilapia) is the source of this 8304-nucleotide messenger RNA. It is a transcript of the gene taok2a, whose product is annotated as TAO kinase 2a. Gene Ontology annotation, cellular component: cytoplasm. Bases 489 to 4055 code for a protein of 1188 amino acids. Gene Ontology annotation, molecular function: ATP binding; protein serine/threonine kinase activity. The transcript has 20 exons. The record is from RefSeq and is a predicted model, not a curated record. NCBI's taxonomy places the organism in Eukaryota, Metazoa, Chordata, Actinopteri, Cichliformes, Cichlidae. Gene Ontology annotation, biological process: protein phosphorylation.
AGUCCCGCCCCGCCAGCCCGUGCCAUCUUGUGUUUAGCAAGAACAAAAACGGGGGAAGAAAACACGCCCGGCCCGGGGACGGGGCGCGGAUUUUCAGGCUGCUUUUUAGGCGUGUUUUUCAGAAAAGUUGGUGGAGCUGGACAGUAUGCUCGGAGGAGCAGCGGCGGGGAGAAACAGCAGCCACACCCCGCAGGACGGCUCCGGUUAACGUUAGCUCUCAGGCUAUCCAAGCUAAGCUAACCAGUUAGCAGCGGCUAAGAUCGCAGGAAGAAGGCGAGCUUCGAGUCUGAGCCGGUCUGUGACAUCUGGAAACCCCGCAUUAACUUCACAAAUAUCAGCAGCGACCUGGGUGGAAAUGUCCCGGACGUGGUGGUGACUGUUUGCGGAGAGGGAUUCCGGGCUAUGAGGAUUGAGGUCCACUGUUAGCUCGGCUGCUAUCGGUUGUUUUUCGGUUCAGAGCGGAACCACAAUAAGCCGCGGCCCUGGCCAUGCCCUCGAAUGCGCGGGCGGGCAAUCUGAAGGACCCCGAGGUGGCUGAUCUGUUCUGCAAAGAUGACCCGGAGAAGCUGUUCACCGACCUCCGGGAGAUUGGCCACGGGAGCUUUGGAGCGGUGUACUUUGCCCGAGAUGUGCGCAACAAUGAAGUGGUGGCCAUCAAAAAGAUGUCGUACAGCGGCAAGCAGACCAACGAGAAAUGGCAGGACAUCAUCAAAGAGGUGAAGUUCCUGCAGAAGCUUCGCCACCCCAACACCAUCGAGUACCUGGGCUGCUACCUGAAGGAGCACACGGCAUGGCUGGUGAUGGAGUAUUGCCUCGGCUCGGCCUCAGACCUCCUUGAAGUUCACAAAAAGCCACUCCAGGAAGUAGAAAUAGCUGCUAUUACCCACGGUGCACUGCAGGGGUUGGCAUAUCUUCACUCUCACAAUAUGAUUCACAGGGACGUGAAGGCAGGAAACAUCCUGCUGACGGAGCCGGGUCAGGUCAAACUGGGGGACUUUGGCUCCGCCUCCAUCGUGUCUCCGGCCAACUCCUUUGUGGGGACGCCAUACUGGAUGGCUCCGGAGGUGAUCUUGGCCAUGGACGAGGGCCAGUACGACGGGAAGGUGGACGUCUGGUCCCUGGGCAUCACCUGCAUAGAGCUGGCGGAGAGGAAACCCCCCCUGUUCAACAUGAAUGCUAUGAGUGCCUUAUACCACAUCGCUCAGAAUGAAAGCCCCGUCCUGCAGUCCAAUCACUGGUCCGAUUCCUUCCGCAGUUUUGUCGACUCUUGCCUACAGAAGAUUCCCCAGGACCGGCCUACCUCGGACGUGCUUCUCAAUCAUCGCUUCUUAUGCCACGAGCGCCCGCUGACUGUCGUCAUGGACCUGAUCGCACGCACCAAGGACGCAGUGAGGGAGCUCGACAACCUGCAGUACCGCAAGAUGAAGAAGAUCCUGUUCCAGGAAACCCAACAGAACGGCCCCGUCACCGAGGGAGGCGAGGAGGAGGAGGAGGUGGAGCCGUACCUGCUGCAGACGGGCACCGUUAACAGCAUGGAGAGCUCCCAGUCUGUUCCCAGUAUGUCCAUCUCAGCCAGCUCUCAGAGCAGCUCGGUCAACAGCCUCGCCGACGCCUCCGACGACAGCAGCAACGAGAUGGCCAUGAUGCAGGAGGGCGAGCACACGGUCACCUCCAACAGCUCCAUCAUCCACCGACCCACGGGUCAGGACAACAUCUACGAUGACCCGUACCAGCCAGAGAUGGAUCAGCCUCAGGCUCCUUCAGCUGGACGCCGGCGAGCCUUCUAUCGAAACCGUGACCACUUUGCCACCAUCCGCACGGCCUCUUUGGUGACCCGUCAGAUCCAGGAACACGAGCAGGGCUCGGCGCUGCGUGAGCAGAUGUCCGGCUACAAGCGCAUGAGGCGGCAGCACCAAAAGCAGCUGAUGAGCCUGGAAAACAAGCUGAAAGCGGAGAUGGACGAGCAUCAGCUGAAGCUGGACAAAGAGCUGGAGAACCAGAGGAACACGUUCUCCACAGAGGCCGACAAGCUGGCCAAGAAGCACCAGGCCAUCCUGGAGAAGGAGACGAAAGCUGCUCUGACGGAGGAGAAGAAGUUCCAGCAGCACAUCCUGGGCCAGCAGAAGAAGGAACUCACCAGUUUACUGGACUCACAGAAACGCCAGUACCGCCAGCGCAAGGAGCAGCUGAAAGAGGAGCUGAGCGAGAACCAGUCGACUCCGAAGCGAGAGAAGCAGGAGUGGCUGGUCCGUCAGAAGGAGUGUCUGCAGCAGAUGCAGGCGGAGGAGGAGGCCAGCCUGCUGCGGCGCCAGCGGCAGUACUACGAGCUGCAGUGCCGCCAGUACAAGAGGAAGAUGCUGCUGGCUCGCCACAACCUGGAGCAGGACCUGCUCAGAGAGGAGCUGAAUAAGAAGCAGACCCAGAAGGACCUGGAGUGCGCCAUGCUGCUGCGGCACCACGAGUCCACCCAGGAGCUCGAGUUCAGGCAGCUGGGCACGAUGCAGCGCACCCGGGCCGAGCUGAUCCGAACGCAGCACCAGACCGAGCUGACCAAUCAGAUGGAGUACAACAAGCGGCGUGAGCAGGAGCUUCGGCAGAAGCACGCCAUGGAGGUCCGGCAGCAGCCCAAGAGUCUCAAGUCCAAAGAGCUGCAGGUCAAGCGUCAGUUCCAGGAGACCUGCAAGAUCCAGACCCGUCAGUACAAAGCUCUGAGGAACCACCUGCUGGAGAGCACUCCAAAGUCCGACCACAAGGCCGUCCUCAAACGCCUCAAAGAGGAGCAAACACGUAAGCUGGCCAUCCUGGCCGAGCAGUACGACCACUCCAUCAACGAAAUGCUGUCCUCUCAGGCUGUGAGUAAGGCAAGGAAACCUCCGUGCACCUGCACACCUGACAACCACCCACACCUGAAACCCCGCACACCUGACAACCUCCCACACUUCAGCACCUGCACACCUGAAAACCUGCACCUUAGAACCAGAGGCCUGUACUACAAGGCAGGAUUUGGGCUUAUCCAGCUGCGGCUGGAUGAGACGCAGGAGGCCGAGUAUCAGGUCCUCCGCAUGCAGCUGCAGCAGGAGCUCGAGCUGCUGAACGCCUACCAGAGCAAGAUCAAGAUCCACACGGACACGCAGCACGAGCGCGAGGUGAAGGACCUGGAGCAGAGGGUGUCGAUCCGCCGGGCGCUGCUGGAGCAGAGGAUCGAGGAGGAGAUGCUGACUCUGCAGAACGAGCGCUCCGAGCGAAUCCGGACGCUGCUCGAGCGCCAGGCUCACGAGAUUGAGGCCUUCGACUCGGAGAGCAUGCGUCUGGGCUUCAGCAACAUGGCGCUGACCGGCAUCCCGGCAGAGGCCUUCAACCAGGGCUACCCGACCCCCAGCCCGUCCUCGGGCUCCGGCGGCUGGCCGUCGCGGCCCGUACCGCGCUCCGGCAGCCAUUGGAGCCACAGCGUGCAGAACUCUGUGACGACUCCAUCCUGGCGCAGCCAGAAUCACGGCGGUGGAGGCUUCAGCCGUGCCGAGUCCAUCGCCUCGUCCCACGUCCUUGGCAGGGAUGGCGAGAUGAGCAAGAGCCGGGGCCACUCCUCCUCCCAUCACCAGCAGCACUACCUCCCCCAGCACUAUCAACACCACCAGAGCACGCCGCAGCUCUACCGCGAUGCCCACGAGCGCGACUCCAGGGAGCGGGAGCGCUCCAGGGAGUGGGUGGGAGGAGGUGGCCACUACGCCCAUCACUCCCAGGGCCACCACCUCUCCUCCCACGCCUCCUCGCAGUCCCUGGCCCUCCUGCCUCCGCCACCUCCGCCUCCUCCCAUCGCCCUCUCCACCUCCUCCCCUCCCUCCUCCACCUCCUCCUCCUCUUCCUCACAGGGCGGCUACGGCGGCGGCGGUCUGAGUGUCAGGGGCCCCAGCCUGAUGGCGCUCAGGAACAGCCCUCAGCCGCUGAGGCGGACAGCCUCCGGAGGGCCAGGCGGCGGGGGGAGCGACGGCGGGUUGACCCGGAGCACAUCGGUCACCUCGCACAUCUCCAACGGCUCUCACCUCUCCUACUCGUGAAUCCGGUGCCAGUCUUAGUCUGGGGGCGCCGUCCUGCUUCUCUCAGGGGACACAGAAGCAGAACGGCGCCAUUUUGACCGUUUCAGUCUUCAGCGCUUCAAUCCUAAAAAAAAACAUGUCACAAGUUUUAAAAAGUCAAUUUUGAACGUGCCCUUUAUACGCAGUCACUGCAGCUGCACGGGGGCAGCGAUCCAAUCGGUCAACAACACGUCCAGCUACCACGACGCCAACACGUCGACCAAGACAGAGCGACGGCUGUGGAGCUUCCACUCGGCUCGCAGUGCUUUAAAAACCACUGUAACUAUGUACAUAACUGAACUGUAGACGCCAUUUCUGGUUCCUAAGUGUUUCAAACAUUCAGGGCGGGGGGCGGGGCUUGAAGGCAGUGGUGUGCAGGCGGCGACCGAGGGAAGAUUUCUUAAAAUCAACUUUUAUUUGUAGUGCUAAGAUUCUGUACACGACAAUAAAAACAAACACUGCCAUCUUUCUGUUGACCCGAGACAAACCUACCACUGCCCUCCGAGCCACUCAAAGGAACACGCCCAUGUCGCCGCGAGUCGCCUCGGCGUCAGCGCGCUCCGUACAGGAAGCCCCUCCAUCUUUGUUUUUCUUGUGUUCAAACAACCAAGUUUACGAGAUCUCUGCGUAGUGAAGUUUACACUUGUCUCUGAGGCAGAUGUUCUACUUCUUGUUGAUCCCAUCGUACGGGAAUGAUCUACUGGCCAGCAGGGGGCGCUGUGAGUGGUCAGCGAGCAGGCUGAAAGAGCACAUUUUAUUUUAGUUUCCGUCAUCGCUAACGUCUGCUCAUGCGUGCUGAUUUUAGAUGGCACCUGUUUCCGAACGAUAACUCCAGCAGGCGUCAGGAGGAUAGUCAGCUGCCUGUGGAUGAUGCUGCUGCUCAAGUCAUGCCACAAAUCAAAAUGGAGGAUGCCAUAAAGCGAAACGUGGCAUUUUCACUACAGCAGAAAAACAUAAAACGAGUCUCAUGAAGAAGAAAGUUUACGUUUUUCGUUCAGCUUCGCACAAUUCCCAAACCGGCAAACAAUCUGUGCCACGUUCUUACUCUCAGCACGCCGCGCAGAAUUUAGCUUCAGGUCAGUUCUUUGCGCGUUUACUCUGCAGGUAAACGUAACUUAAAGGUGUGUUUACCUGUCGUCAUUCUCCUGUUGUAAGCUAGGCUAACCGGGGCUCCUCCCUGUGCUUAAUCUGAGAGCUCGAUGUCGGGCGACUCGUUCCUUCAAAGUGACGCUGCCGCAGAGUUUUAGAGCUGAAAGAGUGUGUGUGUGUGUGUGUUUGCCAACAGCUAACCCCACACCUCCACCUGACCCACCCCCCCCCCUCCACACUCUGCAUCUGUAGAUAAGGUGUACAUGUGCGUCACAGAGUAGUGCGGUGCAUGGAGCUCGUGUACAGGCGGCGUUUGUAUGAAUAAACAUGCACACUACCUAUUUAUAUAAAUGCUUAUAAAUGUAAGAUACCUGUGUACAGGUAGCAGGUAAACUGACGAUUGUUCACUGUCCAAAACUCUUGACUUGUACAUAGAAGCACUAAUAACUCUGAGGCUGUGUUAGAGUAAUAAUGAUGACUAUUUUGUCACGUGACUUGAUUUGUAGACGAAUAGACGCCAUCAUUAUUAUUACCUCUACUGCAGCUGGAAUAUUUAUGUUGUACGCUAAUUUUUAAAUGUGGAUUGCCAAUUUUGACCACUAGGUGGGGAAUAAGCGCAAUGUUACUGUGAUAGAGUUAUAAAAAAUAUUCAAGUUUCUAAGGAGGACAAAAGGACUACCUUUCCCAGCAUUCCUGUCGAGGUCUCAGGGUGGGAGUCUCCAGUUCUGGGCAGGGCUGCAGGGUUUUUUUGUUUUGUUUGUUUUCAUUUCUUUCUUUUUUUGUUUGUUUGUUUUGUUUUGAGCCAGUAUUAUCACAUGACGUAUGGACAUAUUUCCAGAUCUUUCACUACGUUUUGGUGCCAUAACUUUAUCGUUUUUUUGUUUUACACGUCGUCUUUAUGGUGCGAAAGACUUUCCCAAAAACACUGUAACAUCUGCAAGAACACCUCCAAAUACGGAAGCCCAAAGGUGUCCAAUAUUAGGCUUUUAAAAAAAAAAAAAAGAAUAAUAGUGUUUAUUAGUAUAAGCAGGUUUUAAAACGUCAACCUAUUAUUAAUACAUUCUUUAAUAACUAAAGGCAGGUUAACACUCUAAGAAUAUAUAUGUGUGUGUGUGUGUGUAUGUAUGUAUAUAUAUAUAUAUAUAUAUAUAUAUAUAUAUAAUUUUUUAUUUCUUUUUAUUUUUUUUAAAUAAAGAUUCACAUUUAUUCCCUAAAGAAUUCCAGUUUUGUGUAUUUUGAGCUGGCAGUGGACUUCAGAGUGGUAAUUAUAAUUUUAUUUAAAAGUUAGAGUAAAACCACUUCUACAUUAUUUUUUUUUUAAAUUUCUUCACAGUAUCUUCCCCAAAGUAACUGAACCCAUUAAUUAAUCAGACAUCAGCAACUCACCUCUGUCAUUCUUUGUUUUGCCUCCCUUUAGUUUUAAUGUUAUACAUUUUUUUUAUUUAUUGGUUUUUAUAUUUGAGAUUUUAAAAACUUUUAAAUUAGAUGAGAGCCAAAAAGAGACUUCUGUUAAAACGACCUUUCAGUCAUUCCAUUUUUUUUUUCUAAACAAAAAACCCAUUUGGUGUUAAUGAGUUGCAUUUUAAGAUUUUAAAAUGAGUUUCAAGUUUGUUUGGCUAAACUUUAAAUUAUAUGCGUUUGAGAUGAAUAUUGGCAUCUUUGGGCCUCCGUACAGGAAUUCCACGCUGUGUGUUUUCCAGACAAACACCUCUGUUUCAUUUUGCACAGUUCGAAUGGGUAGAAGAUCAUCUUUUUGUCACGUCUACCUCAUUUGCACUGAAAGGAGACGAAUGUUCAGGUGGACUAAAGAGGAAAAACAAACAUUUCUUGGCUUUUUUUCAUUUUCCUUCAUUUUGUGCAAAUGUUGACGGGACGAUGAGUGCAAGCAGGAAGGGACAAACCUAAUGUCGCGCUCAGUGGAAAACUGUCCGUAGGACGUGCUGGACUUUAAAAACACGAGACGCUGUGCUGAGGAAGAUGUUUGGUGGGGCGGGGUGGGGCAGCGUGGACGGAGUGCUCCUCCUCCUUCCUCCAAAAAAAACAACAAAAAAACCCUUCAUUUUGCCAACUUUGUUUUUUUUAAUAGCAUUUAUUGUGAAAUGCUAACCAUUCCUCAAGUGUUAUUUUGCCAAUUAAAGCUGCAGACUGAGGAAGAGUCCAGAUCUUCAUCUACGUUUACAGCCGUGAGCAGUUUACUGACUGCAGGAUUUCUGUGUAUUGUCACGUGGUCACAAUUUAUAGGACGUGUUCUUGUUUGCUGUCCUUAGCGACAGUUACCGAGAUGUUUUCAUGUUCUGGUCAACAAAACAUUUAAAAUGCUUUUUAAAUGUGACGUCUUUAUAUUAGGAGCUGAAAACGGUCAAUCGAACAGUUUGAUUGGAAAUUUAUCGAUAAGUAAUUUUAUUGGACAAAGUUAGAUUGUCAUGUUGGAUCUUCUCUGACAUUUUAAAAUAUCUCGUCUCCUUUAAGAGGAAAGAUGUUCACAAAGGAAAUCUCUUUAAAAUUUAUAUUAUUAUAAAAUGACACUAAUCGUUCUUCUGCUGGUUGUUCUUUCCCAUAAAGUUUUUAUGUGCUAAAUUACAGCAAAAGUCCUAAAAACACAAAGGAAUUACAUUUAAAAUCGUAUAAAACAAAUUCUUGGAACUAGAAAAAAGAUGUCUUUAGCAGCAAAAGUUUCAAUCUUAAUCAAUUUACUGUUUCAGCUCCACAUUUUUCACUUUUUCUACUUUUUAUUUUAUUUUCUCAGACUGCUCUGUGCUGUGUUCAAGGACAGUUUGACAUUUAAAAACUGAAGGUUCACUCUGUUUGAAAGCGCAAAGUUACCGAUUUCAAGAGUCGAUGGCAAACAAAACGUUUCUGUUCAAUUCCUCACAUUUCCUCCUGCAGCUUUAAACUUUCAAGGAAAAAGGGGGAAAAAAGAAAAAUCCCCAGGAGCGUUUGAGGCCAUCGGCGUGAUGAGGAGGAAGAGGAGGAGGCAGAGUCGAGUGCUGUUUGUGUGCAGAGCAGGAUGAAGGGUGUGUGUAUGUCGCAGGAGGGCGAAGUGAAAAUGUUCAGGUCGAGUGUUUCAGGAGCGUUGGAAAAAUGAGUUGUACAGAAACGUAAUCAAAUAAUUUUGGAGAAAUAAAAGAACAAAAACAGAAAA